Camellia sinensis is the source of this 1218-nucleotide messenger RNA. RefSeq names its product transcription initiation factor TFIID subunit 11b. The record is from RefSeq and is a predicted model, not a curated record. NCBI's taxonomy places the organism in Eukaryota, Viridiplantae, Streptophyta, Magnoliopsida, Ericales, Theaceae. Gene Ontology annotation, cellular component: nucleus; transcription factor TFIID complex. Gene Ontology annotation, biological process: RNA polymerase II preinitiation complex assembly; transcription initiation at RNA polymerase II promoter. Gene Ontology annotation, molecular function: RNA polymerase II general transcription initiation factor activity; protein heterodimerization activity.
UCAGCCCAACAAACAGGCUAUAAAAACAUGACACAAUUAGGGCUCUGUUCACAGUCUCUCUCUGCAAUUCCGACGAUUGCCAGCCACCGGCGACCACCAUUGUACAAAUUCUUUGAGAAUUGGGAAACCCUAGAGGGAGAGAAUAUGAAGCAGUCGAAGGAUCCUUUCGAAGUUGCAUUUGAGGAACAAGUCGAUGAAUCGCCUCCUGAUUCACCCGUUGUUGAUAGAAUCGAAACUCAAAAUCAAGCUCAUUCUGAAUCUACCGCUUCGCAGCUCGGUGUUAAUGUUAAUGCUCAUGAAGAUGAAGAUGAUGAUUAUGAUGAUGAAGACUUGGUUGAAAAAGCCAAUAAGCCAUUGAAAUCAAGAGCUGUUGCGUCAGUGAACCGCAAGAAAAAAGAAGAAGACGAGGAAGAAGAGGAGGAGAACAUGGAGGUUGAGCUUAGGAAAGCCCCUUCUAUCACCGACCCUGAUAAAAUGGCCAAGAUGCAGACUAUUUUAUCACAAUUCACAGAGGAACAGAUGAGUAGAUAUGAAUCAUUCCGAAGAUCAGGAUUUCAGAAGGCAAAUAUGAAAAGAUUGAUAGCAAGCAUUACUGGAAGUGCAAAAUUUAAUGUACAAAUAACAAUUGCGGUGUCAGGGAUAGCAAAAAUGUUUGUUGGUGAGCUUGUUGAAACAGCCAGGGUUGUGAUGAGUGAGAGAAAAGAGAGUGGGCCAAUCAGGCCCUGCCACAUUAGAGAAGCCUACAGAAGACUAAAGCUUGAAGGCAAGGUACCAAGAAGAUCAGUACGAAGGCUCUUCAGGUAGAUUGACUUGGAGACAACUUUUAUGGGAUCUGGAGGGCCUGAACCAGAAAAAAGGAAAACAAGGAUUUGGUUAGGAGAUAGAGGCAGCCAUUGUUACCCCAUCAGACUAUAUAUAUAUGUAUGAAAUAGAUUUGGGCUUGUUCUUUCAGUCCUUGAGAGGUUGAUGUUGCCAUUGAAGGGUUAAUUGGUUGCCAAAAUUUACAGUUCACCCACUUCUGGGUGGUUUUCUUUAGUAGAAACACAGAUGAAUGAAGAGUAGUGCACUGUCUUCUGUGCAGUUUUUCUGAGAUAUUUAUGUCUCUGGCAUUACUGUUUGGAGAGAGGAGAAAUAAUUGUAUGUUAACAUUUUAGGGUAAAUUACAUUGACCUCCUUGAUAUUUGGAAAAAAAAAUAAAAAAACCCUCCCUUUUAACAA